AAAACAGCGAUCGCAAGAGGAUGAUGCUCCAAUGACAGGCAUGAUGAUAGACCCUCCUCUUACGCGAAUGACGCAGCCACAGCUGUGAGAAUAGAACGCUGCUGGGCUUUUAAUGCGGGAGAGAAUAUAGCGGUGGACAAUCCGAGAAGACAUUCCGGUAUUGUGUGCAUUAUGCUCUUACAAUUACCACGGCAGAAAUUUGAAUGGUGCUGGAAAAAAGCCAAUUCAUUCUGAUAUGUAGCCUUUUCAAUGUGAUGUCAGUGUCCUACACAUUUCGCAUUCGCCCUUGCUUACACGAAGGACAUAAUAUUGCGCGGCUUAUCCGGGAAUUGUAAAUGGAUGAGACUGCGACAGCGGUGGAGGCCGGGGGAGGCAUGUCCACAACCGUGGCCUGGAGGUCUGACCAGAUGGAUUCGGCCGCACUCUCUCUCAGGUUGGAGUCAGAAGAAAUGGAAGACACCGGACCCAGAAGAGCAACCAUAACUAGCGAGAUGCCGUCUCCUACAGCUCAGGGUUCAGGCCCAGGUCAGGAGAAGAAGAUUGGCCACAGGAGGGUAGAUGCGUCCGGAGAAACCACCUACAAGAAGACUACAUCCUCUGCCCUGAAAGGUGCCAUCCAGCUGGGCAUCGGCUGCACUGUGGGUAACCUGAGCUCCAAGCCAGAGAGAGAUGUCCUCAUGCAGGACUUCUACGUGGUUGAGAGCAUCUUCUUCCCCAGUGAGGGCAGCAACCUGACUCCUGCCCACCACUAUCCAGACUUCAGGUUUAAGACUUAUGCCCCUGUGGCCUUCCGCUACUUCAGAGAGCUUUUUGGGAUCCGGCCUGAUGACUACCUGUACUCUCUAUGUAACGAGCCACUGAUUGAGCUGUCUAACCCGGGGGCCAGCGGUUCAAUAUUCUACGUAACCAGGGACGAUGAAUUCAUCAUCAAAACAGUAAAUGCAAAGGAGGCUGAGUUUCUGCAGAAACUACUUCCUGGGUACUAUAUGAAUCUGAAUCAGAACCCCCGGACGCUGCUCCCAAAGUUCUUUGGUCUCUACUGCGUUCAGUCGGGUGGCAAAAACAUCCGUAUUGUGGUCAUGAACAAUGUGCUGCCACGUGCGGUUCGCAUGCACCUCAAGUUUGAUCUGAAGGGCUCCACAUAUAAACGGCGUGCGUCGAAGAAGGAGAGGGAAAAGUCAAAUCCCACUUUUAAAGAUCUGGACUUUAUAUCAGAUGUACCGGAAGGACUGACCCUGGAUCAGGAUACAUAUGGUGCUCUGCUCAAGACCCUGCAGAGAGACUGUCUGGUGCUGGAGAGCUUUAAGAUCAUGGACUACAGUCUCCUGCUGGGGAUCCAUAAUCUAGGCCAGGCUGUCAGAGAGUCCCAGGGCUCACCAGCAGGGGGCGAUGAGAAGAAGCCCCUGGCUCAAAGAGCCCUCUACUCCACUGCCAUGGAGUCUAUACAAGGAGGGAAGACCUGUAGAGACACCCAGGAUCACGAUGCUACGAUGGGUGGAAUUCCUGCGGUUGAUGGUAAAGGAGAGCGCCUCCUCCUCUUUAUUGGAAUCAUCGACAUCCUGCAGUCCUACAGGCUCAUCAAGAAACUGGAACACUCCUGGAAGUCUCUGAUCAGCGACGGGGACACGGUGUCGGUCCAUAGACCCAGUUUCUAUGCUGACAGGUUCUACAGAUUUUGCAGCACCACUGUGUUCAGAAAGAGCUGCUCCUUAAAGUCUUCUCCCUCUAAGAGGGGCCGGCGAGGGUCCCAGGCCGUCCCCAAAACCAAUGUCCAAACACAGCUGUCCAUAGAGAGAGAGGAGAACCAAGAGAAUGAGGACCUUCACCUCCGAGGUGCUCGGGGCUUUCCCCUGCUGGAGGACGAUGGGCACCCCCACACUCCACCUUCUUUUGAGGACGCGACCACAGCGUCCAUCGCUACCACUCUCUCCUCCAACAACUCUCUCCCAACUACACCGUUUGAUACACCGGAGCACCCACGCUUCAGGAGGCCGACCCACUCGCCGCGGGACCGUGAGGGCAGUUUCCGAUCCCAACAGGAAGUAGUGGAGGUGCACGAGCAGACAAUCACUGUGGCUGUGGAGGUGAAAAGGGAACCCACAACCAGUGUUGUCCCGGAUGAACACCAGGAGCCUGACGUAACCGAGGAGACGAGCAUGGUCACUGAGACAACAGCUGCUGACCCCACCCCCUCCACACCCCCUCCAGCCUCCUCUCUCCCUGAUGCACUUCAACCCUCCAUCCCUUCAUCCUCUGCCCCCCACUCUAAUUCCUCUCUCCCUGAUUCGCGUCAACCCUCCAUCCCUUCAUCCUCUGCCCCCCACUCUAAUUCCACUCUCCCUUCUUCUUUCACAGGUCCUUCCUCCACCCCCCAGUCCUCAGCUCAUAUCACCUCCACCCUUCCUUCCUCUGCAGUCUCCCCAGCCUCCACCUCUCCCUCUUCAACCACUCCUGCCUCCACCCAUCCUAAUUCCUCCCCUCAUUCUUCCCUGCUUCCCAGCACCCCUCCCUCCUCUCUCCCUCCAAGCCCCCAGGUGGCAGCAGAACGCUUUUCGUCCAAUCAUCUAUCUGUCACCUCAUCCGUCAGCCACAACUCCCUGGAGGGGGAGGUGCCAGUCUCUGACAUCUACUUUUAUGCUGAUGGGAGGUACUGGGUGUACUCCCCAGUUCUGGGCCGUAAGAAGCUCCACUCAACUUCUAGCUACAAUAAUCAGGAGGACAGGAGCUGGGUGUACUCUCCUCUGCACUACGGCUCUCGACACGGCUCCGAUGGAGAAAGCGACACAUAAGUUCUGUGAGGUCUCCGGUGUAAUUGAUGAAGUCUCGGAUGCAAUUUAAUGGACAGGAUUGAAGACUGCAGACUGAAACUGUGAUGUGUUACGAAGCCCCAUGAAGCUCUUUGAAGCCCCAUGGUGCUUCUAGGGGGUUCUGUAACCCUUGUGGCCCAAACUGCAUGUGAAGGUUCGUUUUAUCUGCUCGGAUGACGACAGGGUCCGCUGAAGGACUUAAAUAGGAUUUUUUCUUUUUUUUUGCUUCUUCUGCUUCACACCUUCCUCAACACACCUGUAUGCGCACACAUGCACACAUUUACAGGCACACGCACACAAACACAGAGUAACACAUAUUCACCCUUGCACGCCCUAAUUGUGUCGUAACAAAGUAUGCUUCAGUACUGGUUCCUUUGCCACAGAGUCAUGGCAUUGACCAGAGAAACCUGACACUAAUCAAUUGAACUAUUGUGAAUAAAACAGCUAGGCUGCCCAGAAAGACUAUUGUACGGUCGUGUAGUUGGUCUUGUCUUGUUAAGAAUUAUAUUUUACAUUUCAUACCUGUGUGUGUCUCCAAAGCAGGUGUUCAUGUUCAAUGAAUCGAACAUGUUAUAUUGUAAUGUCAGGUUUUUGACUCUGGUUAAAUGUUGGAAAGUUUUGUCUUUUUAUGCAGCAAACGCGCUUUCUCACUUGUUCUUUCUAAUGUUCUGCAGUGUUCACUGGUCUGAUGGACAUGACUUAACAUUCAGCUCAGUCAAUCAUGUGGGGUGUUUUGAGAAUUGUAAUCUGUAUCUGGAAUUGGGCUAUGCAAAAUAGCAUUGUUUUGUGUUCUCACUGGGCACAUUCAAGUCUUCACAAUGUUCAUGAAAACAUGAACAUUUUAGUUAAUUUUUAGCACUUUAAAAUGUACAUUCUGCAAAUGGUUUUGAAACCAUAUCUUUAUGUGAUUAUUUCCUUUACCUACACCCACAAAUGGAUGUAUCGUAAUCUAUUUAUUUGUUGACUUAUUUGUUUGCUCUAUUGCUGGGAAAUUGUAUUUCUAAGAUAUAUUGAACAAAUUUGAUAUGAGACUAUACAGAAGUGUUACAGUUGCCUUACUGAGAAAUAUUUCCUCUCUAUUGAAUUUAUUUUCUUUAAAUUGUCCAGGGUGGUUAACAUAUAAAGUAUUAUAAUGUAUACCAUUUAGCAGAUGAUUUUAUCCAAAGUGACAAACUCCAUGCGUAGGUUUCAUGUAUUUGUUAUUCUGAACCAGAAUCUGUCCAGAGAGGAGGGGGGUUUCAUGACUGGUUCUCCUCUGAGUAUUUUUCAAUUGAAAUCAGCACUUGCAAACAUUAUAAAAGCCAAAUUAUUUUUACUCAUCAAAAUGUGGAGUUUGUACCUGUACAGUAUUCCAAAAUAUAAUUGGUGGUAUUUUAUUCACGUCAUGUGUAUUUCGGCAGUGAUGUUGAUAUUUGCUCUGUGAAAACAUAUCUUGUUGAGUAAUGAACAAAUAAAUGAAAAAAUGCAGAGCAGGCUAUUGGUAACGGAUAUUGAAGGCGUCAUGGAAACCACCCCCUGGGCACAGAUUCUGGUCCAUUGUGGAGUCCGCAGGAUCUCACUGCCCUUGCCUUUGUUUGCAAGCGCCAUCCUCAACCGUCGGAGCCACACAGAAACAACACUAUGUGUAUCCUGGGCUAAAAUGCUGACAUGGUCAUUAUAGUUGAAAUACAACCUCCUCACAGGUCCAGGCACUGAAUCGUAGUUCUAUGAUUUCAUUCUUCCUCAGCAUCUUAGAGGAAUGGAGAUAUUAGCAAUCCAUAAUGUUUUUUUUUUAUUAUUGUUAAUUAUGUUUGUGUGAGUGGGUGUGAAAGAGAACUUUACAGGAAACUAGGAUAUUGCACUCUGUCCUGGUAAUAAUAAUAGAAAAAAAAGGGUAAAAAAAUAUUCUGAAGUUCUUCCAGUCCAGGGAAGUAUAAAGGCUAUAAACAUUUAAUCAUACGUCAGUGCUUUUAAAGGUGCAAUCUGUAAAUUGUCUGUCCUUGUGGUAAGCAGACAAAGGCUGAAACACAAAUAUUUGAACUUGACUUUGAUGCGAUGACCGCUGCGUCAGCCACCCAGUAAUGUGUUGGGUCGACUUACAGAUUGCCCCUUGAAGACAAUUCAGUGGCUGUUUUUGUGUAAAGUAUUUGGACAAGGAGUUAGCACUUCAUCAUCACUGUGUAAAAAUGAAAUAAAGUAAUAUCUUAUGUAAUAAACACAA
Esox lucius (northern pike) is the source of this 5007-nucleotide messenger RNA. RefSeq names its product phosphatidylinositol 4-phosphate 5-kinase type-1 gamma. The record is from RefSeq and is a predicted model, not a curated record. Gene Ontology annotation, biological process: phosphatidylinositol metabolic process. NCBI's taxonomy places the organism in Eukaryota, Metazoa, Chordata, Actinopteri, Esociformes, Esocidae. Bases 336 to 2789 code for a protein of 817 amino acids. The transcript is spliced from 19 exons. Gene Ontology annotation, molecular function: phosphatidylinositol kinase activity.